Suncus etruscus (white-toothed pygmy shrew) is the source of this 951-nucleotide messenger RNA. It is a transcript of the gene PITX1, whose product is annotated as paired like homeodomain 1. Gene Ontology annotation, molecular function: DNA-binding transcription factor activity, RNA polymerase II-specific; RNA polymerase II cis-regulatory region sequence-specific DNA binding. The record is from RefSeq and is a predicted model, not a curated record. The coding region runs from base 1 to 951 and encodes 316 amino acids. Gene Ontology annotation, cellular component: nucleus. Gene Ontology annotation, biological process: anatomical structure morphogenesis; regulation of transcription by RNA polymerase II. Lineage: Eukaryota; Metazoa; Chordata; Mammalia; Eulipotyphla; Soricidae. The transcript is spliced from 3 exons.
AUGGACGCCUUCAAGGGGGGCAUGAGCCUGGAGCGGCUCCCGGAGGGGCUCCGGCCGCCGCCGCCGCCGCCGCCGCCGCACGACAUGGGGCCCGCCUUCCACCUGGCCCGCGCCGCGGAUCCCCGCGAGCCGCUCGAGAACUCCGCCAGCGAGUCGUCCGACACGGAGCUGCCAGAGAAAGAGCGCAGCGGGGAACCCAAAGGGCCGGAUGACAGCGGUGCGGGCAGCACGGGUUGCGGUGGUGCGGAGGACCCCGCCAAGAAAAAGAAGCAGAGGCGGCAACGCACACACUUCACGAGCCAGCAGUUGCAAGAACUGGAGGCCACGUUCCAGAGGAACCGCUACCCAGACAUGAGCAUGCGGGAGGAGAUAGCCGUAUGGACCAACCUCACGGAACCGCGAGUGAGGGUCUGGUUCAAGAACCGGCGAGCCAAGUGGCGGAAGCGCGAGCGCAACCAGCAGCUGGACCUGUGCAAGGGCGGCUACGUGCCUCAGUUCAGCGGCCUGGUGCAGCCCUACGAGGACGUGUACGCGGCCGGCUACUCCUACAACAACUGGGCCGCCAAGAGCCUGGCGCCGGCCCCGCUCUCCACCAAGAGCUUCACCUUCUUCAACUCCAUGAGCCCGCUGUCGACGCAGUCCAUGUUCUCGGCGCCCAGCUCCAUCUCCUCCAUGACCAUGCCGUCCAGCAUGGGCCCAGGCGCCGUGCCCGGCAUGCCCAACUCGGGCCUCAACAACAUCAACAACCUCACCGGCUCCUCGCUGAACUCGGCCAUGUCGCCGGGCGCCUGUCCCUACAGCACCCCCGCCUCGCCCUACAGCGUCUACCGGGACACGUGCAACUCGAGCCUCGCCAGCCUGCGGCUCAAGUCCAAGCAGCACUCGUCGUUCGGCUACGGCGGCUUGCAGGGUCCGGGCUCCGGCCUCAACGCCUGCCAGUACAACAGCUGA